AAGUCAAUACCAAGUUGCCGCGCGCAAACUUUGGCUCUUGUCAAGCCAAAUCGGAACGUUUGUUUGUCCCGCGGGAAGGGGAUUUCGGUUGCUGUGCUAAGAGGUUAAGAGCGUUAAGAGGGUGUUGUGGCGUUCCGGUGUUUUUUCACGGUAAAAUGGAGAAGGAAAAGUGUCUAGCUCUCAUACGGCUUUAUAAAUCUAAAGAGGUAUUGUGGAAUUCAAAAGGUACUAAUUACCAUAAUAAGAGUAUACGCGAGGAAGCAUGGAAGGACGUAGGUGACGAAAUGAAAAUGCCAGUUCAGGAUUUAAAAAAGAAGAUGACAACUUUAUUGGCUUCAUACCGAAAAGAAAAGUCCCGAAUUAAGAAGUCUCACAUAACUGGUUCUGCUGCAGGUACUGUUUACGUAUCCAAGUGGUUCGCAUUCAAUGAAUUCGACUUUAUGGCUGACAAAAAUACUCCCGACGAUACUGUAGAUACUUUGCCUGAUGAGCCUGGAACAUCACAUAGCUCUGAAACCUCAGGGUUUGAAAAUGAAAACGAAGAGCUUGCUGUUGAAAGAAUAACACCUUCUAGAACACCAGAAGCACCUAGACAUAAAAGGCCCUGCAUAGAUCCUAAGUCUGCCAGCACCAGAGCUAAACAAGAAAAUCAAGCAAUGCUACUGGAAGCUUUUGAUAUCCUCAAGUCCAGUGUAAUCACACCGACAGACCCUUAUUUUACUUAUGGCCAACAUAUUGCCAAUGAGCUCAGAAAAUAUGACCCAAGCACCUUAGCACAAGUGAAGCAUGCAAUUAAUAAUGUUAUUUUUGAAGCCGAUAUGGGAGAAUAUUCUUAUGGAUAUUACACCCAAAAUUACAGUCAGUCUCGAAGAUCAGAGAGUAUAAUAAGGACUCCAACUCCAGCUAUGUCUCCAGCUUCAACUCCAACUCCAUCUCCAGCUUCUGUACAAUCAUCAUCAGCUAUCUAACUCAACAAGAAAAUCAGGAAAACAAAGCACACUAACAACAUAAGUAUACCUCCCAAUUUAUUGCUGUACAUUAUACCACCAAAAAAAAAAAUAAUGUCACAUGUUUGGAUGACUGACGAGCGGGUUGGUUUGGUAACUGGAUUUAUUAACAACCUACAGAUUGUAACUACAAAUAAUUAUUACACUUGCUGAUUUACAUGAUUUGCAGUCACUCCACACUAAUCUUCUCAGUCUUAUUUCUACUAGUCUUCACUAUCCGCUUCCUGGCGAUGGAUUUAUAACAGGGGAACUGUAAAAGUCUUGCUAAAUUACACGCUCCCAAUCCCACUGCACUAUAGGACACAUAAAGUCCUCAAUUCACAAGUUAACUCUUCUUCAAAUAACAAAAUUCCCAUGGCUGCCUCCUACUGAGAACUGUACUGUAGUCAAAGUCACAUUGUGACUGGCGGUCGGUCAGUCAGUAAGUCUUGGUGUUGAGCCUAUCUGGAGCUCAUGACC
Molecule: messenger RNA, 1466 nt
Organism: Cryptotermes secundus
Lineage: Eukaryota; Metazoa; Arthropoda; Insecta; Blattodea; Kalotermitidae
Exons: 3
Coding region: 156-968 (270 amino acids)
Source: RefSeq, a predicted model, not a curated record